This is a messenger RNA of Ricinus communis (castor bean), 906 nucleotides long. RefSeq names its product monothiol glutaredoxin-S10. NCBI's taxonomy places the organism in Eukaryota, Viridiplantae, Streptophyta, Magnoliopsida, Malpighiales, Euphorbiaceae. The transcript has 4 exons. Gene Ontology annotation, biological process: cellular response to oxidative stress. Gene Ontology annotation, molecular function: glutathione disulfide oxidoreductase activity. The record is from RefSeq and is a predicted model, not a curated record. Gene Ontology annotation, cellular component: cytoplasm. Bases 106 to 546 code for a protein of 146 amino acids.
AACUAUACAUAUACAUAUACACAUACAUACACACUCACCGCCUAAAAGAACAUUAUAAAGCUCAAAAAAAGACCUUUAGAACCAGAAGCCAAAAACAAAACAACAAUGGUAAUGGCAAUCGCAUCUAAUCUCAUACUCCUUCCUCUCAAAUCUUCUCUCUCUCUUUCCCCUCUUUGCAAUAUCUCAACUCCCUCUUUUCCAUUUAACAAUAACAACCUCAGAACAACUACAACUACCACGAUUCUUGGAGCCAGUGGUUCAAGAAAGCACGGACCCGUUUCGGUUCGAGCCAUGACUUCUUCUUUUGGGUCUAGACUCGAAGAGAGCGUUAAGAAAACAGUGGAUGAAAACCCAGUUGUUGUUUAUUCAAAAACUUGGUGCUCGUAUUCAUCUGAGGUGAAAGCGUUGUUCAAGAAGCUUGGAGUGGAGCCAUUAGUUAUUGAGUUGGAUGAACUGGGUGCCCAAGGACCCCAGAUACAAAAGGUACUGGAAAGGCUUACUGGACAACACACUGUUCCAAAUGUAUUUAUAGUACCAAAAAGUUGAUUCCUAAAAGAAGUUCAUGAUGUGCCGGCGAAGGAUGAGUCAUGCAAAUUGGUACAAGUUCUAUUCUAGAAUGUAUUCGCUACUCGGAUUUUGAAGGCCUUUCUCCAAAACUUUUCCAGUUUCCGCUGAUAUAAUACGAGGGAUAUAGACAUAGAAAUCGAUUAGUUGACUUGUUGUCUAUACAUACAUCUCUGUCAAUGAGAUUAAAGAUUCUAUUAUAUAUAUGGAACAUAUAAUAUAAUAAUUUGUCUUGCAUCUCUAUCUUAUCCAACACCCCCUUUCUUUGUAACAGAUGUUUUUGUCUGAUGCAUUAUGCAACUUUAGUUCUUCUAUCUAUAUACUUUAUAUGCUCAAUGCUAA